This is a messenger RNA of Colletotrichum graminicola M1.001, 1665 nucleotides long. RefSeq names its product GMC oxidoreductase. The record is from RefSeq and is a predicted model, not a curated record. Bases 1 to 1665 code for a protein of 554 amino acids. Lineage: Eukaryota; Fungi; Ascomycota; Sordariomycetes; Glomerellales; Glomerellaceae. The transcript has 2 exons. Gene Ontology annotation, molecular function: oxidoreductase activity, acting on CH-OH group of donors; flavin adenine dinucleotide binding.
AUGAAGCUCGUCACUCUGGCCCCGGCGCUCCUCGCGCUGAGCGAGACAGCCUCAGCCCGCCUGUUGCCCCGGUCUAACACCACGACCACGCGCAAUGAGACGUACGAAUACAUCGUUGCCGGCGGCGGAACCGCGGGCAUUGUGACCGCCGAGCGCCUUGCCGCCUCGGGCCGCAGCGUGCUCCUCGUCGAGCGCGGCGGGCCGGCCUUCUACGUGUCGGGAAAUCACAAGACCGUGCCGUGGAACGACACCGUCACCAUGUACGACGUCCCGGGCUUGGCCGACUUCACGGGCGCCGACCCAGACCUGCAGUACUGCAAGGACCUCGUCAUCGCCGCCGGGUGCAUGCUCGGCGGGUCGACGAUGCUCAACGCGCUCAUGUUCGUCAGGCCGCGGGCAGCGGACUUUUCGGGGUGGCCCGAGGAGUGGCGCUGGGAGAACGGGGUCGCGGCAGCGGCGGAGGAGCUGUACGAGCGCCUGCCGGGGACGAUUCUGGCAUCGGAGGAUGGGAAGCGGUACGACGACGGGGCGUACGAUGUCAUGUCGCGCUUCUUGGGGGCCAACGGUUGGAGUGAGCAGAAUGCGUUGAACAAUGUCGAGGCGAAGGAGUUGAUGUACUCGCACCCUCCGUGGUCGAUUGCCCACGGUCUACGUGACAGCCCAGUCCGAGCCAUCCUGCCGGACGCGGAAACCCUCCCUAACUUCACCCUCGAGCUCCACGCCAAGGUCCUCCGCGCCGUGCGAGACGGCAGUCUCGUCACAGGCGUCGAGGUCGAGCACGAGUCCGGCGCCCGGGAGAUCAUCAACCUGACCAAGGGCGGUUCCCUCGUCCUUGCCGCCGGCACCCACUCCACGCCCCGUGUGCUCUUCAACUCGGGCAUCGGCCCUGCCGCACAGAUCAGCACCGUCGCCACCGGGACGACGAACAUUGAGCUCCCGCCCAGGGACCAGUGGAUCGAGCUGCCCGUCGGUGAGAACCUCAAGGACCACGCCAUCGCGACCGUCACAUUCCAGACUAAGGACGCGCUUGCUGCCCUACCCAAAUCGGCGUGGACGAGCCCGGAUCGGGAGUCUGUCGAGCUCUUCGCCCGCGGCAGUGGCCUAUUGGCGCAGUCGGGCCAGCGUCUGAACUUCUGGACAAGCGUCAACACGACCGAUGGAGCCACCCGUCAUGUCCAGGGCACCGUCCGCGCCGACGGCAACAACACGAUCGGCGUCAAGGUGUACCUCACACACGGCACCACGUCCGUCGGCACCGUCGGCAUCACGGCCGACGGAAUCACCAACAUGACGCUGAGCCCGCUCCUCCACACCGAGGGCGACCGCGAGGCCCUGACCAAGAUGGUCGACACGCUCCUGGGCUACGCCCGUCGGCCCGGAAGCAUCCUGAGCGUUGCCAAGAACGAGACGGCGGAGGCCAUCGUCGCCAAGGCGGGCAGCGGCAGCCACUACCUGGGCACCGCGCAGAUGGGCCGCGAGAACGACGGCCAGAGCGUGGUAGACCCGGACACCAAGGUCUGGUGCACCGAGAACCUGUUCGUCGUGGACGGGAGUAUGCAUCCCGAGGUUCCCACUGGCAACACGCAGGCGCCGAUCAUGGUGGCCGCAGCGUUUGCCGCCAAGAGGAUACUGGCUCUGAACGCAGAUCUGAACAAUGGUUCUUGA